UCUUGAAAGCUGUGCAUUCAAACAAGAUUUCCAUCUUAGAAGAGGUUCAAACAAAGAUCUGAGUUCAAAGCUUGAAGCUUCAAUUUCAAAGAAAUGGGAGCAAGCUUUACAAUCCCACGUUCAAAAUCUUCCAAUGCAACAUUACAAGCAAUGACUCCCACCAUUGUGGAGUGCCACAACAAAGCAGAGUGGACAGCUCGUUUGGAAGCCACAAGGGAAACAAACAAGCUUAUGGUGAUUGACUUCACUGCUGCAUGGUGUGGACCUUGUCGACAAAUGGAGCCGACCAUCAAGGAGUUUGCUUCGAGGUUCAAGGAUGUUGAGUUCGUCAAAAUCGACGUCGAUGAGUUGAUGGAUGUUGCAAAGGAAUAUGGAGUGGACGCAAUGCCAACAUUCAUACUGAUUAAGAAGGGGAAGGUAGUUGAUAAGGUGGUCGGCGCCAGGAAGGAUGACCUGCAGAAGAAGAUUGAGAAUCAUGGUAAAUAUUGAUGGAUGCUCCUCUUGAAGCUUCUCAAUAAGCCAGGAAGAACUAGUACUAUAGAACAAACUAAAAUGGUGUUUAUUUUAUUAUUCCAGCCCUUCUCACUUCUGAUAUA
Molecule: messenger RNA, 596 nt
Organism: Cucurbita moschata (crookneck pumpkin)
Lineage: Eukaryota; Viridiplantae; Streptophyta; Magnoliopsida; Cucurbitales; Cucurbitaceae
Product: thioredoxin H4-like
Exons: 3
Coding region: 94-489 (131 amino acids)
Source: RefSeq, a predicted model, not a curated record